This is a messenger RNA of Cyprinodon tularosa, 4155 nucleotides long. RefSeq names its product reticulon 2a (gene rtn2a). The coding region runs from base 102 to 1583 and encodes 493 amino acids. Lineage: Eukaryota; Metazoa; Chordata; Actinopteri; Cyprinodontiformes; Cyprinodontidae. The record is from RefSeq and is a predicted model, not a curated record. The transcript has 10 exons.
UUUACAGGACAGAGGAGCAGAGGGAAUCGAGUGAGUGUCGGCUGUAGAUGAGGGAGGGGGGGCUUCCAGACUGGAUGGGCCCAGCAAUGUCUUGAUGGAGUAUGGGCCAGGUUUUAGGAUUCUCCCACUGUCAGGAAUAUGGCUCUGUGGCAUCCACUCCAGACUCAACACCUCCAUGCACCGAUGGUGGCAACGAGGAGUCAGAGAUGUGCGACCUGCAGACAGCCAGAGAAUGGUCUGAUGAUGAUGAAGUGGAGGAGGCAGGAGAUCCAAAUGAUGAUGAUGAUGAAGGACACGCUUCAUCUCCAUCCAUCUGGGAAACCCCUCGCCAGCAUUCCUUCGAGCUGACCUUCUCUUACAUUGCCAUCGCAGAGGCUGAAGCAGUUGGGAGCUCACGGCACCAUCGUGAGCGGCGCAGGGCUGUCCCUCGGGUGGGUCGCACUCCUUUGAUUCGAACUGACACAUUGGAAAUGCUGUUGGACUCCACUGAUGUAGACUGGGAGACACAGGCUUUUUUCAAUCAAGAUGAAGACGAGGAAACAUCAGGGAAUGGAGCCUUGGACCCAGCAGAACCAAGGACAGCAAGCCCUGGUAGAAGAAGGGAAAGGGAACAAGGAGACUCUAUUAGAGUGCAACCCUCCCCUGAAACUGUAGACUCUGAAAGCCAAAGGACAGACACAGGAGAUGGGCAAGAGGACAGUGAAAGCCAGACUGGCCAAACUCCUUCUGAGAUCCAUUCAUCUCAACAACACAAUCCCUCACAGACAACUCUGGCUGCAGAGGAUUCACCAACCUUGCAGCCUGAGUCUCCCGUCACCUUGGAAACCAUUUCAGUCAAGCUGCUCACAUCUGUGAGACCCACAGAUCCAGCAUGCUCAUCUCUGGCAUCUGUAGGCGUUAACUCUCAGGAACAGCUGGUCAGAGAUCACUGGUUUUCAGCACAGUACCUAACAGAAGAUCUGACUGUGAGCAUCCGCGUAGCAGUGAUGGACCUAAUCUACUGGAAGGACACAGAAAGAAGUGGCAUGGUGCUCACAGCCUUGGUGGUGGGCUUACUUUCCUUGUUCCAGCUCAGCAUCAUCACUGUGGUCUCCACAGUCUCAGUGGCAGUCACGUGUUUCACCAUCUCAGUUCGCAUCUACUACCAGUUGCUCUAUAUCCUCAGCUGGGGGGACGGAGAAAAUCCCUUCAAGUCAUACUUGGAUAUGGACAUCAGUUUCAGUGGAGAACAGGCUGACUUCUACAUGCAAAAAGCCAUUUUUCUGGCUCUGUCUGCUGUUGAUUCCCUAAGGAGGCUGUUUUUUGUAGAAAAUCUUUUUGAAUCCCUCAAGUUGCUGUUUCUGAUGUACCUCGUCACAUACCUGGGAGCCCUUUGCAAUGGCCUUACUAUUCUCAUCAUAAGUGUGAUUGCUCUCUUUUCUUUGCCACUUUUCUAUGAAAGACGACAGGAGCAAGUGGACGGCUUUAUUGGAAAAAUUCAGGCCAAAAUUGACAACGUCAAGGACUUUCUGCGAAGACUUGCCCAAGGUGGAGGCCCGCCUCCUGAUACAACUCCUGGUGGUGCCAAACCUAAAACCCAGUAGAAAUUUUAUGGACAAUACUUUUAAGGAGAAGCUGCCAGAGCUGCAGACUUCACUCAAUGUCUUACUCAGCAGUGUGUCCCUCCACUAAACAUCUCUGCAGAAGCUGGGAUCAUGAAGGAAAGAGCAAUGAUGUACUGUAUACUCAAACUGUGUCUCAUUUCUAGGGGUUAGAGGAUGAAGCUCAGGUUUUCUAAGGGUGAAAUCACAGUUACUGAGUCACCCUGCUGUCAGAGGGGAACAUCAUCCAAGGAAAUAUAAUUUUAGUGUGUUUUAAAAGAGAUUCAAUGAUUAUCUUAAAUAAGGUUGUAGUAUGAAUAAGUGUUGAAGAAUAUGAGUUGGAAUUUCUCACCAGAAAACACUCCUGAAACUGAGGACUUUGGUUAUUUGUUCAGGUGAUUUAACGGUAUAUGAGAGGACAAAAACAGGGAUCCUCAUGGCAGCAUAAAAAAGAUCACAUCUACAUCUCUAAUACAUUCUCACAACUAUUUAUCUGCAUGAACCCAGUUUGUUGUUUUGAAUGUGUGCAUCUGUUCUGACAAACUUACUGAAACAAACUUGCUCUGGUCGCAAACAAUUAAAGCCAAAUUUCCUCUUUAUUUUCUAAGAUGAUUUUUUUUUACUUCAAACCCAGAUUUCAUUUACUCUUCAGUUUGUUUUUUGUCUUGUUUUUUUUAUUCGUUCUGCGCCCCAGCUGAUGCUUUCCCCCCUUGUCAGGUGCACCAGAAGUGGAAGAAAAAUUAUGAACUUUUGACAGGAUGUUAGUUCUUGGGUGUUCUUUUCUCGAAAGGCUUAUGAUUUUAAACAGAUCCUCCCAGUGCCAUUGCUGGAAAAUUGAGAGAGUGAGAUACAGCAGGUGCCUUUUUUUCUGACUGCAGGUUUUUGUGCAUGAAAUCAUUCACAGUACUUAAAGCAAGCCUUCAUCCUCUUUAUCUGACCCUCACCUCCAAAGCAGAGAGAUUUAUGGGAUUACUGUAUAAUAUAUACAUGUGCACAAUGGAUCUUACCAGAAUUGUAACAAAUUCAGUUUCAGCAAUUUUAGAAGCAUUCAGGAUGCUCUGCUAUUUAAACCCUUAUCUUAUUUCUGCUAAUGCUUCAAACAAAUAAUGUCAUUCGUAUGCCUUACUGUCGUUCAGCUCUUGCAUUCUUAAAAAAAUAAAACAUAUAGACAUUAUAACUGAUAUAAACCAAAAUAUUGAAGCCUUCAGGUCUGAUUCCUACAAGGUCCUCUUUGUGCUUUUAGCUCCGGGUAUCUAUCCAAAAUAAUUUCUUUCAAUUAUAAAUUUCUUUUAAAAAAACAGGCGUUUGAGAAGUUAUUUACGGUUUCAAAUUGUUACAACUGAGAAGCUGCUGAUUCAGUCAGACCAAUUAUAUUUAAAAAAAAACCUCAGUGGCUGUAGAAAACCAUACUCUGGGUAUUUCAAAGUGCAGUUUAACUCUGUCUCAAAGCAAAAGUGGAAUGCUACAUAAAAUGUAAAUAAUAAAUGUAGAUUAUCACUGAUAAGCAAUUUUCUAGCGGAAGCAUCUAGAAGUGUAGUGCCUUGCUAAGUUAUUAAUAGGCUCUGAAUAUUUUCACAUUUUAUCAUACUAAUACCACAGACUUUCAUGAGUUUUGUUAGGACUUUAUGUGAUAGACCAAAGUAAAACAAUCUGUUUGAACUUUUUGGGGAUGGCGCUAGAAGGUGACCCCCUGCUCCAAUGCCACGUUUUGCAGUCUAAGAGGUUUUCAAAUGGUAUUGUCCUAUUUUUAGCUCCAUUCAUUUUACCAUCAACACUCAACAGCUUCCAUCUCCCCAAUGCAUCCACACAGCAUAAUGCUUCCGCUUUUAUGUUUCAUCAUACGGAUCAUGUAUCCAGGGUGAUGUGUUCCCUUGUGGGGGACUUUAAAAGAAGAUUUAUAUAAUACUGUUUUCUCAGUCUUCAUAAUGUUCUUUCCUUAUUUCCACUCCACUACCUAUGCUCUACUUUGUGUUGAUCUAUUUCAUGAAAUCCAAAUGAAAUGUACUAAAAAAUGUGGCCGUAACAUGAUGAAAUGUAGCCUCUGCCAUGUAGAUCAACCAAUAAGCUAGCAUUUGAAAGGUUAGCAUUAAAGAUAACGGGAAAUUGAAGGGGUUGUUUAGAAAUUUUCUCUGAUUUCAAACUCUUACUCAAAGGCAGCAUUUUGUAUCAACUCUAGUAUUUUUCUCUGGACAUUUUAGAGUUAACUUGAUCUCAUAAAAUGUAUACAAGCUGAGUUUCCUGACAAUGGUUUCCAAAAAGAUUCCAGCAAACUAACGCUAAUCAACAUGUUUCUGGUAUCAGAUACAUAUAAAAAAGAAUUUUCCUGUUUCAAUUAGUUGAACUCCGCAAGACUAAUCAAAACAUUAGAAUUAUGUCUUUAUUUUGUGUUCUGUUGUUUACAUUUUACCCAGCAUCCCAACCCCUCUGGAUACAGGGUUGUAAGUCCAAACCUGAAUCAACAUUUAGUUCUUUUAAAACUAAUGAUGAUACAUAUGCAUUGUAGUUGGACACCAAUUAUUUUGUAUUCUGGGAAACCAGACUUUUAUCCUUUGAAGAAUAAACUAAUAAAACACUC